GGUCAACCGGGGACCCCUGGCGGUGAUCUGAACGGGGAAAGCCCGGGGGUGCAGGAACUGAAGCCGCGGCUCUCUGCACGAAUUCUCCCUUUGAGGUCAACCCCUGGUUGCCCGAGUUCCCCACAACUCUCCACCGCCGUCCACGCAUCCCCGAGGGCCCCUCUCCUCACCUGCGCUUGCCGCGCCCAGUGCGCCCUGUCCGGCCGCCGCGAUGAGCGAGCUCAACACUAAAACAUCCCCAGCAACUAACCAGGCAUCUGGCCCAGAAGAAAAAGGGAAGGCUGGCAGUGCCAAGAAGGCCGAGGAAGAGGAGGAGAUUGACAUUGACCUAACAGCACCAGAAACGGAGAAAGCUGCCCUUGCCAUUCAGGGCAAGUUCCGGCGAUUCCAGAAAAGGAAAAAAGAUCCCAGCUCGUGAAUGGCUAGCCUUGUCCUUCACCCUGCUAUCUUCUUUCCCUUUCUCCACAGCCCUGACUACUCCUAUGUAUCUUGUCCCUUUGUCUGGUUAGCUUCUCACUGAGGCAAUUUCAACCUUUAUAUAUUCUUUUUUUUCCACCUUGUUAAGCCAUCACAGCAGUAGAGGCACAAGGAAAAUGGAAAAGAUGGUCUUCAGUUGGCAGCCACCUGCCUAAGGGUGGCUCAGUUUCUCCUUGGGUGAAGGCUCUGGAUCAGUACCUGUGCCUGCCCGGUGUGCUUGGAGAACAAAAGGCUUCAGUUUGAGAGGACUAUCCCCCAACCAUGUGUGAAGGGGGGAAAUCUUCCAGGUAGGGUGCCUCAGGGUAGGGCAUAUGCACUGUUCAGCCCCUUAUAACUUCUACACUUUAUGUUACAUUCUUUCCCUUCCACAUCUUUUCCUACCACCAUGUCUAGCCUCUCUCCUAUAACGGAAGCCACCAUGGGGACUAGAGCCUCCCCCCUCAUCCCCCACCCAGCAGACCUAAAUCAAGCAGCUUACCACAUUAGUGCAUGCUCAGUAGAUUAGCGCCUGAGAAGGAAGACUGGGACUGAGGUUUCUUUUAUUAUCUAGUCUAGACUAGAUGACAGCCUAAGGGGCCAUAGGCAAGGGAGUGAAGACUAAGGUAGAUUUAGGGAGGAAAGAAAAGUGAAGAAAGGGGGAGAUCUCUGAAGCUGUAAGUUACUACUGGUAAAUUUGCACUAAGCUUUACUAACCUGCCUACUUCUAAACUCUCCCCCUCCACACACCCCGCAACUCUAGCCAUCCCCAGAAACCACAUAAGCCAAGUGACCCCUGUAGUUCCCACCUGUCUCACUGUGGAGUCAGAGCAGAAAUGGAAUAGCCACUGUCUGUGAUUUUAGCAUGUUUAAUAAUUAUAAUAUAAUAAUAAUAAUAAUAAAACUCCUCAGAUGGGGACAUGGAAAUUCCACUAUUGUUUUAUUCUUGGGAAGAAAAUGAAUGUGAGCCUGAGCUGGCCCUAGGGAGGCUGGAGGAGCAAAUUGCACAAAUUACAUAGUAGCACAGGAAACUAAUGCUGCCUAAGUAAUUUUCAUUUGAAACCAAUCUUACCUCCCUUCUGACCUUGCCCUACCUUGAUGUGCUGCCCAUGUGUGGCUCUCUGCUGCUGUCACCACCCCCAGUGUGCACCUGCAAGCGUGAUUAUCUUCCUGCUCUCCUGUCAGCAAAGAGCAUACUUUGUAUAUAUCCUGCUGAAAACAAACAUAGUCUUCUUUGCUUCCUAUUCCCAAAUGACCUACCCUAGAUUUCCCUCCUGCUACAUUUUCCUCCUACAUAAUCUCCUCUUGUUCCCUUCCCCUCCUCGUACCUUCCCUCUCUCCUCCCUCUUCUCCCCUCCCCUUCAGUGUUAACCAAACUUGAAGAAGAGGAUGAUUUCUAGAGAGCACCAUAGUUACACUGAAGUUUUAAAAUCACAAAGUAAAUAAAAUUAU
Perognathus longimembris pacificus (Pacific pocket mouse) is the source of this 1905-nucleotide messenger RNA. RefSeq names its product Purkinje cell protein 4 like 1 (gene Pcp4l1). Bases 212 to 418 code for a protein of 68 amino acids. Lineage: Eukaryota; Metazoa; Chordata; Mammalia; Rodentia; Heteromyidae. The transcript has 3 exons. The record is from RefSeq and is a predicted model, not a curated record.